CACACAUAUGUCGGCGUACGGCCCGCUCGCGAUGGUUGCGGACGUCCUCAGCGGCAUCUACGCGUGGGUCACUUCGCUCUGCUGCGCCGUCACCUGCUCGACCCAGUCGAUGCAGGUCAACGAGCGCAACCUCCGCGUCGUCAAGCUGCUGGCCGAGGGCGGCUUCUCGUUCGUGUACCUCGUCGAGGACGACGAGAAGAAGAAGUACGCGCUGAAGAAGGUGCUGGCGCAGCUGCCCGAGGCGUCGGAGCUCGCGCGCUGGGAGGUGCAGGUGCACCAGUCCUUCAAGCACGCCAACCUGAUGCCGUUGAUCGACCAUGCCGUCGUCUCGACGGCGAGCGGCGCGGAGGAGUUCCGGCUGCUGAUGCCGCUCUACCCGGACGGCACGCUGCUUGACCUGGCGGUGCGGCUCAUGGAGGGCGGCAAGCGGCUCGAGGAGGGGCGGGCGCUCCACCUCUUUGCGCAGGUCUGCGAGGGCGUGCUCGCGCUGCACUCGCACUCGCCGCCGUGGGCCCACCGAGACAUCAAGCCGGCCAACAUCCUGCUGUCGGAGGGGGACGUGCCCGUGCUGAUGGACUUUGGCUCGGUCGCGUCGGCGCGGCGCCACAUCAGCAAUCGCACCGAGGCGCUGCUGUUGCAGGAGGACGCUGCCCAGAACUGCUCGAUGCCGUAUCGCGCGCCGGAGCUCUUCGACACGCCGUCGCAGGGCGACAUCGACGAGCGGACGGACGUCUUCUCGCUCGGCGCCACGCUCUACGCGAUGGCCUUCUGCCGCUCGCCCUUCGAGUGCACCUUCCAGGACAAUGUGCAGCGCGUGGUCGAGUGCUCGCACUUGAGAGUGAUCGCACCGGCGCAGUUCCCGUCCUCACACCCGUACUCGGCGCCCUUUGUCGGCCUGAUCGAGGCGAUGCUCACUGUCGACGCCUCCAAGCGCCCGUUCGUGCCAGAGGUGCUGCGGCGCGUCCGCAGCAUGCAGCAAGCCGUCAUUGACUUUUGACGGAGGCGCACGGCAGAGGGGAAGGGGUAGGCUGCUGCGACAGCGGUGGCAGCGAGCGGAGGAAUGAGAGAGGAAUGUGGCGCGCGAUAAUAGAGCGGGGCAGGGCGGUGGGAGUGGGCGGGGCGGCAUCGAUGCCGGCUCCAAAGCUGUGUGCAAGAGUGGUAACUAUUUGUCGCGUGUUGGGCUCGGAUGGAGGGUGUUUGUAGGCAG
This is a messenger RNA of Emiliania huxleyi CCMP1516, 1207 nucleotides long. RefSeq lists its product as hypothetical. The transcript is spliced from 3 exons. Gene Ontology annotation, biological process: protein phosphorylation. Gene Ontology annotation, cellular component: cytoplasm. Gene Ontology annotation, molecular function: protein serine/threonine kinase activity; ATP binding. Bases 8 to 997 code for a protein of 329 amino acids. The record is from RefSeq and is a predicted model, not a curated record. Lineage: Eukaryota; Haptophyta; Isochrysidales; Noelaerhabdaceae.